AAUCAAGCCCCUCCUUCGCUUUCGACCGCCCAGAGAGCACCCGGGACGAACGUUCUACGUAAGAGGGAUGCAGUGCGCACGCGCAUGCCGCAGUUGCCCAUGGUAACCGAGGGCCGCGUAGAGGAUGGGCUUGCUAUCAAUUCUGCGUAAAUUGAAGAGUGCACCAGACCAGGAGGUUAGGAUCCUGCUCCUGGGAUUGGAUAAUGCAGGCAAAACCACACUUUUGAAACAACUAGCAUCUGAAGAUAUCACCCAUAUCACUCCAACCCAGGGUUUUAACAUUAAAAGUGUGCAAGCCCAAGGUUUCAAGCUGAAUGUGUGGGAUAUUGGUGGACAAAGGAAAAUCAGGCCAUAUUGGAGAAAUUAUUUUGAGAACACUGAUAUCCUGAUUUAUGUCAUUGAUAGUGCUGAUAGAAAAAGAUUUGAAGAAACUGGUCAAGAACUAGCAGAGCUGGUGGAUGAAGAAAAGCUGAGUGGCGUUCCAGUACUCAUCUUUGCAAAUAAACAAGAUUUACUGACAGCAGCCCCUGCUGCAGAGAUUGCAGAGGGUCUGAACUUGCACACAAUCCGGGAUAGAGUCUGGCAGAUUCAGUCUUGUUCAGCCCUGACAGGAGAGGGCGUGUCGGAUGGCAUGAACUGGGUCUGCAGAAAUGUCAAUGCAAAGAAGAAGUAAGUCAAGCUGAGUUGCCUGGAACUAGAGAAACAGCAAGAGCCAAACAUGCUAGCCAGCUGCUAGUGUCUGACCAAAUAUUGUUCCAUCUGCCUGCAGCUACAGCUGUUCAGACUGGUAACUGUAGCUAAGCCUACUGCUUCUAUAGGAACUUUAUCUGUUGACUAGUGUCAUCCCCAUCCCCAUGCAAAUCUUUCUUUCAUCCUUUUUGAAAAGUAAAUAUGUUAAGGGUCUCCCUGUUGUUCAUACUAGCAAUGAAAAUAGGAGUGGAUUGCAGUCUGACAUAGACACUUCUGAUGAGUUCCACAGAGGUCAGAUUAUUACAGCAAUAUAUAUCAGUGGCCACAUCCAUUCUGAAAUCACUCAAGAUCCUUACCUGGUCCAGUUCAGAACUUUUCUCAUUGUCCAAUAAAGUGAUCUUUUGUUCAAGCAAAUGCUUCAAUUUUAAAAUAUACAUACCACAUUGCUUACAAGGCACUCAUUUGGCCAUAUGCUCAAGGGUCUGUUUUUUUUUCACAAAGACAUCUAUAAAACUCAAUUGGAAUGAAAAAGCAACAACUCAUGCAGGAUGCCAUAAUUUGAUGAAAUAAAACAACAUGUUUGUAGUGGUUGUUAUUAUAUUUAUAUUUGGCCUAAACUUUUCCCAAAUGUCAGAUUUCACUAAGUGUUUUUGGAAGUUCAAGCUUAUUGCAUUGUAUUAGUCCUUGAAAAUAGAUUUUUUUAAAAAAUAGUGAAAGUAACUCAAAGCUCAAAAUCUUGUACAAGAAGUUAAUAACAAUAGGCUUUGUCAUGUUCUGAAGGGCUUUGAUGCAAAAUUUGAUUCAGUAUACCUGAAAUCUAUAAAGUCAAUGAAUUAUAACUGGUAAUACAAGCAGUAGAAAAGUGUGAAGUGAAAGGUUUUGUCCAUUUUAAGGAGUCAUGACCUUACGUAUUUUUUGGUGAGUUAGUGUAGUUUCCCACCAUUCUCAUUUACAUUUAAUAUUGCUAACUCCGCAGGAAGUCAUUGUCUAGAUGUCUGAAAUAUUGAAAUUUGUCAAAGAUUUAUCUUUGGCCAUGAAAAUGUUGUUGCAUCAAAAUGAAGAGCAAGAGAAGAGAAUCGUAAAGAAUCAAUAAUAUUCUAAAUAUAUUCCCCAGAAAGACACAUGAUUUAAUAAAUCUUAAUAUGCUGCCACAAUACCAGUAUAUGCUGUAAGUUACUGCUUCUUGCCUCUUAAGUUAUCAUUUCAUGGGGGUACUCUUUUGUGCAAGAGAUCACUUGCAGAAUGUAACCAGAUUGUAAGGCUGAAAGAACUAUGGAAAUUGAAACAUUCCCUCUUGUUCCUGAAGGAAGUCAGACUGUCUUACUAAUCCUCAAACCAUGGGCAUCUCUUGUGGGGAGCCAGACAGCAUUAGCUUCUUUCAAAUAUUCUUUAUCCAAUCACUAUCUUGUGAUCCUUGCUCAUAGCUUACUGUUUUUGGGGUGGGAUGGGACAGAUAUUUUCCUCUUUGGUAUCUUAAAACAAGCACAAAUUGUAGAUUACAUAUAUUAACUCUCUGUCUGACCUGCUUCUGCUGGUUUAUGAGAGAUCAUAAGCAAACAUUAAAAGAAAUAGGAGGUAUAAAAUGAAAUUGUGUAACCAUCUAAAUACUUCUAGGGAAGCAACUCUGCUAAUUAAAUGCAUGCUCCAAUUUUUUUUAAAGGGUAUUUCAUUUUAGAUAUGCCAUAAUAUACAACAGCUAAAAUGUUGCUUGCCAUUUUAAAAUAAAACAAAAAUGAUGUGUAAUUCUUUAGUCCAAAUAUCAGAGGCUCAUGUCAUAAUAUGUCAAUCAAUUCAAGACUAGGUAUAUUAUAUAUUUCUCUUAUAUAUCAAGCUCUUCAUCUCCAGAAUUCACUGUUGUGUUGGAAAUACAUUCUAUUCCUAUGCAGUUUGACCUUCAAGCACACUUUUCAGCUCUCAAAAUUUUUGGAUACAAAAUUUCCCAUUUUUCUUAAUGCAUUUCUUGCUGAGAAUUUUGUUGAGAAGGAUUUAAUUGGAAUAACCAGAAAGAAUCAGUAUGCUCUGUUGAACUCAGCAAGCCCCCAAACUCUGGUGUUAAUGCAUCUAUCAAGUUUUAUUCAUUCUGAACUAAGAAAAUAUUUGAAGCGCCCCCUCCCCCCAAGAUGGAAUUGGCCAAUGUAAUGGCCAACGUAAUGGCUUAGUGGAUAAAUGCCUCAUGAACAACACGGAAGAAGUGAUAAUUCAUGGAACAAUUUCUGGUUAUUCCUUACAAAAUGAAAAUGCUAGCAGAACACAGCAUUAGUUAGCUGUUCUUAAAUCAAUCUCCACAUGGCCAGCUUUUUAAAAAAUUCUCUUACUGGUCCAUAUAAUAUUCCCCAGUGAGCAAUAUGCAAUAUGUAUGGUACAAUGUGUAAAAGCCAUACUAUGAGUACUUGGCAAGUUGUUUUUCCAGUAAAAUAUUAUCUCUUUUUUAUUAAACUGUGUUGAUAUAUUUAAAGGUAGGUCAGAAAGGUUGAAGUGUAGCUUGAGACACCUGAUUUAACAUGUUAAAUUUAACAUGUUAAAACAUACUUAAAAGCAUGGUUCAAAUGUGGUUUAAUUGUUUAUUUUCAUCACACACAGCUUCCUUACUCUCUAAGCAAACAUUUUCUCAUAAGAUCAUGUCAAAUGCUUUAUAAAGCCAUGCCUGCAAAUGUUAUCUAGCACACUUUUCUUUUUUUAAUUUAAAAAACAUACAAUUUUAUAAGCUCUUCUUUUCUGAAGUUAAUGAAAAGUCUGAUGCGAUGUGGUAAUAUCAAACCUCUCUGUAUACAUUUAGAUAUUUGGCAAACUUGAAUUAAAUUUGGAAGAAAUAACUAAGA
Molecule: messenger RNA, 3509 nt
Organism: Crotalus tigris (Tiger rattlesnake)
Lineage: Eukaryota; Metazoa; Chordata; Lepidosauria; Squamata; Viperidae
Gene: ARL3
Product: ADP ribosylation factor like GTPase 3
Exons: 6
Coding region: 125-673 (182 amino acids)
Biological process (GO): cilium assembly
Cellular component (GO): microtubule cytoskeleton; cytoplasm
Molecular function (GO): GTP binding; GTPase activity
Source: RefSeq, a predicted model, not a curated record